Molecule: messenger RNA, 1217 nt
Organism: Lolium perenne
Lineage: Eukaryota; Viridiplantae; Streptophyta; Magnoliopsida; Poales; Poaceae
Source: RefSeq, a predicted model, not a curated record
UUUGCGACGAACCGACCACGUUGCGGGGCUCUAUGUAUCCUGCUCGCCGUCGUUUUCGCUGCGGCAGCGGCGGAGGAAACAGAGAAGCAGUCCUCAUACAUUGUGCACGUCGCGCACAAGCACGCGCCGCUGCUGCCAGGCCGCGGCGGACUGCUAGCCACCGGAGCGUAAGGCUCGCGUUCCUGCGUGACCACAUCCCCGUGCACAUGUCCGUCCCGGCGCCGAGGGUGCUCUACUCCUACUCCCACGCGGCGACGGGCUUCGCAGCGCGCCUCACGGGACGCCAGGCCGCACACCUAGCGUCCCAGCGUUCCGUCCUCGCCGUCGUCCCCGACGCGACGCUUCAGCUCCACACCACGCUGACGCCGUCUUUCCUCGGCCUCUCCUCUUCGUCCGGCUUGCUCCCGGCGUCCAACGGCGCCACGGACGUCGUCAUCGGCGUCAUGGACACCGGCGUGUACCCCAUCGACCGGGCCUCAUUCGCGGCGGACCCAUCGGUGCCGCCACUUCCGCCUGGCAAGUUCAGAGGGAGCUGCAUCUCAGCUCCGUCGUUCAAUGCCUCCGCGUACUGCAACGGCAAGCUCGUCGGCGCCAAGGCCUUCUACGAGGGGUACGAGCUAGAACUUGGGCGUUCAAUGAACGAGAUGGAGGAGUCGAGGUCGCCGCUCGACACCAACGGCCAUGGCACGCACACCGCGUCCACAGCCGCCGGAUCCGCUGUGGCGGACGCGGCCUUGUACGGCUAUGCCAGAGGGAAAGCCGUCGGCAUGGCCCCGGGCGCGCGCAUCGCGUCCUACAAGGUGUGCUGGAAAUACGGGUGCAUGACCUCUGACGUAGAAGAGCUAGCGCAGCGUGGAAUAGAUGCCAUAGAACAAGUGACCGACCUCGUCGUCCUGUCGCAGCAGGUUGUCCCGUAUCUCAUCCGCUUCGCCUCGUUCUCGGCGCAAAGACGGAGUCCCGCGGCAGCCGCGGCCUCCUCCAGCCUCGAGUCCGCCUCAGCCGGCGCGACCCACGGGGAGUCGAGGUGGAGCUCGCCCUCCCUCGGCGCCGCCAUCAAAGGACACCGGUCCCGCCUCGCCUCUGCGGCGCGCGAUGAGGACGAGGAGGGCGCCUGGGAUGACGGUUCCGGGGAGGCGUUGCGGUGGGGUUCGACCGCUCGCGAGGUCGCGGCGGCGACGGAAGCUGCUGCCAUGGAGGGAGCUCGGAGUUGCCGUUGA